Molecule: messenger RNA, 921 nt
Organism: Adineta steineri
Lineage: Eukaryota; Metazoa; Rotifera; Eurotatoria; Adinetida; Adinetidae
Source: the annotation of a GenBank genome assembly
AUGGAUGUAACAGCUGCUGAUGUUCGAAGUCGUCAAUCUAUCGUCCAACCAGUUUCAAUAUUAAAAUUAAUUUUCGAUGGAUUUUCAAUUAUUCUUGUACUUUCAACAUGGUUAAUAUUUAAAUAUAUUGUAAGACCUGUUCGACGACCAUUUCUAUGUUCGGAUUUAAAUUUAUAUCAUCCAAAACCACCACAAAAUGUCAUUCCAUCAUGGCUUCUAUUUCUAUGUGGAGUUAUUGUACCAAUAAUUGUUAUACUUUUGUCUGAAGGUGUUCGUUGGUUUUAUUUACUUCGUAAAAAAGCAGCACGUGUUGUUUAUAAACUUCAAAUUCGUUCGACUAUUUACAAUAUUCCAGAAUGGGCUGGAAAUCUUUAUAUUAUUAUUGGAAUCUUUGUUUUUGCUUCUGCUGCUAAUUCAUUUUUAACAAAUGUUGGCAAAGUUGCAGUUGGUCGUCAUCGUCCACAUUUUAUACCAUCAUGUUUUAAUCAAACUUCCUAUCAACCUUUUUGUGUUGAUCCUAAUGCAUGGAUUGUUAAUUAUACAUGUAUUGGAGAAUCAAGUACAGUUAUUGUAGAAAAAGAUGGCGCUUUUGAUAUACGGCAAUCAUUUCCAUCGGGUCAUUCAUCAACAGCUUUUUGUGGUUUAAUCUUUCUAGCUCUUUAUAUUUAUAAAGUUUGGAGAUAUCGUAAUUUCGGACUUCUUCCAUAUCUCAUGGAAAUAGGUUGUUUUGCUUUGGCUGCAUAUAUUGGUAUAACACGUAUUACUGAUCAUCGUCAUCAUCCUACAGAUGUUCUUGGUGGAGCUAUUUUAGGAACUGUUAUUGCUAUUAUAGCAUUUCGUUCUGUGGUUCGAUCAUUUAAACGAUCUGUUUUGUUGGAUUUGGAGAAUGAAACACAAAGAGGAGGAAGAGAUGAUUUUUAA